Messenger RNA from Malus domestica (apple), 1089 nucleotides. Its product is annotated as serine/arginine-rich splicing factor SR45a. Gene Ontology annotation, cellular component: spliceosomal complex. Lineage: Eukaryota; Viridiplantae; Streptophyta; Magnoliopsida; Rosales; Rosaceae. Gene Ontology annotation, molecular function: RNA binding. Gene Ontology annotation, biological process: positive regulation of mRNA splicing, via spliceosome. The record is from RefSeq and is a predicted model, not a curated record.
GUCUCGAACAUAUAUAAAUGUAAUUUCCAGUUCAGCGCCUUCCCUUGCAAGAAUGCUCAUUGACCCCAAACCCUAAUUCCCUCGAUUCUUCUCUCUCUUCUUUCUCUCUCUAGGGCUCUUCGCCUUUGCCCUCUGAAAAUGGCGGAUUCUCCACGCAAAAAGUAUUCUCGAUCCCCUUCUCCAUGGAGAGCUCAGUCCAGGUCCAGGUCUAGGUCUUGGUCUAGGCCUCGAUCAAGGUCGAGAUCAUGGUCUAGGCCACCAAGGCAGAGGUCUCGCUCUAGAAGUCGUGGCAGAUCAAGGUCCAGAAGUCCUGGCAGGUCUGCUGCUAUAAAUCCUGGAAAUACACUGUAUGUGACUGGCCUAUCUACAAGGGUCUCCGAGAAGGAUGUUGAAAGGCACUUUUCAAAGGAGGGAAAGGUAGCUUCAUGCUUUCUUGUUAUGGAACCUAGGACUCGGAUUUCUCGUGGUUUUGCCUUUGUUACAAUGGACUCUGUUGAAGAUGCUGAACGCUGCAUUAAACAUCUCAACCAGUCAGUUCUGGAAGGUCGAUACAUAACUGUUGAGAGGUCUCGGAGGAAGCGACCAAGAACGCCAACACCUGGGCAUUAUCUUGGGUUGAAUACUAGAGACUAUGGCGACCGAGGUGAUCGUGUUCGAGAUCGUGAACGUGAUCGUGGUAGGUACCGCGGGGGCUCAAGUCGUGAUGACUAUGGAUAUCGGAGGUCACCAAGGCGCUCACCCUAUAGAGGUGGCCGCGAUUAUUCUCCUAGGGGCGGCUCACCUUAUGGCGGAAGAUCAAGAAGAGAGAGGUCUUAUUCUCCAUAUGGCAGCCCGGAAAGGAAGUAUGCCCGCGGCUCCAGAUGAGUAUAUGAGCUGUAUCUCCUGUCCGUCAAGAGUUACUAAUCUGGAAACAUGAUGUAGCAUUGUAUUGAUCUGUCUUGGAGUCUGAUGUUUGUCUUGUUUCGUUUUCUCGUGUUUUUGUACUGAGUUGUAGGAUUGCUGGUUUUUUACUUUGGAUAUGGGAUUGAAAUAAUAUGUGGCUUGUAUGUCGUCGAUUUUGAGUGAUAAAUCACACCGCAUUCGCAGACA